AUGGAGACAGUGAUGGAAGAUGUUGAAGAAUACACCUACAGAGAAGUGAAACUUCCUUCUCUGAUUCCAAUAGUACCUGAGCCAGAGCUUGAAAGAGAAACAGGGGAGAGAAGAAGAGGAAGGGAUAUAGUUUUAGCCAUAGAUCAUGGUCCAAACAGUAAACAUGCUUUUGAUUGGGCUCUUAUUCAUCUAUGCAGACUUGCUGAUACCCUUCACCUUGUUCAUGCUGUUUCUGAUGUGAAGAACCAAGUUGUGUAUGACUUGACCCAGGUGCUGAUGGAGAAAUUAGCUGUUGAGGCUUUUGAAGUUGCAAUGGUGAAAACAGUAGCUCGGAUUGUGGAAGGUGAGGCAGGAAAAGUAAUUUGCAAGGAAGCAGAGAGGACUAAACCUGCAGCUGUGGUUUUGGGGACCAGAGGCAGAAGCUUGUUUCAAAGCGUGCUACAAGGAAGUGUUGGUGAGUAUUGCUUUCACCACUGUAAAGCAGCACCUGUUGUCAUUGUUCCUGGAAAAGAAGCUGGUGAUGCAUCAAUCGUCUAAUGGAUUUAGGUUGUGUUCUGUAUAAAUCUGCAUUGUUUUAUAACUGUAAUGUAUGUAUCUAACUUCAUAUGUUGUUUGUUUAUUAAUUGUUUGGAAAAAAAUAUAAGAUAUGAAAAAAAAUUAUGUGUGUUCAAGAUAUGAAAUAUUAUGUUAGACGAUAUAUGGAUUGAUGAUAUUAUAGUUAGGGAUGACUCUUCUUUGUUGCUCUA
Messenger RNA from Trifolium pratense (red clover), 746 nucleotides. RefSeq names its product universal stress protein PHOS32. The coding region runs from base 1 to 537 and encodes 178 amino acids. The record is from RefSeq and is a predicted model, not a curated record. The transcript is spliced from 5 exons. NCBI's taxonomy places the organism in Eukaryota, Viridiplantae, Streptophyta, Magnoliopsida, Fabales, Fabaceae.